CUGUUCCCGUAGCUGUCAUUUUCAGUUCAUACAGUCUCGCCGUCGAUUAGUGAUUCAUUUGUUUAUUAAGUUAUUUAGGGUAUUUUUGAACAAUUUUGUUGAUUAAUUGGUGAAACUUGAUCAAAAUUCGACGUACGAUGGAUCCCCUCAAGAUGGUGGCCACUUUGGUGCUAGCCAUGGCGUUGUUCAACUCUUGUUCCGCGUUCGAGUGCUACGUGUGUUCUAACCAGACGGGAAACACGGAAAAGUGCCUGAAUACGAUUAAGACCUGCCCGGAGGGUGAGGACGCCUGCCUGACGGAGAUCCGGUGGGGAAGUCAGCCGUACUUUUCGCUGGGGGCGCUGAAGCAGUUCUACGUGUCGAAGCGGUGCGCCUCGAAGGAUGUGUGCGAGAAGACCCGGCGGAAGUACAUGCCGUACUGUACGCACAUCUGGUACGAGGACUGGAGCUGCGCCGAGUGCUGCCAGGGCGACCGGUGCAACUACUUUGUGAUUAGUGGAGCUCCCCCUCAAAGCAUGUCUAUGGUGGCAUUCCUUGGAACGAUGGUAAGUAUUAUCCUAGCUAGAUAUCUCUACAAUCUGUAAUCUGCGAAAGAUCUGACUAAAUCAGAAUCAAAACACUCCAAAACUCCGUAGAUGUUUGCUAAAGUUUAGCAGAGUUCGUCCAUAAAGUUAGUUUUUUUUAUUAUUAAAAAGUAUUACAAUGAAAGUGCCUUUUAGCGAGAAUCUCAAAUUUGACCAACCAAUUCCGUCCAGUUGGAAUGUGUUUUACUUUUAGCAAUCGAAUAUCAGGUAGUUUUUAAGCUCGACAAGCAUUCCAUACUUCGUACAUUUUGCAAAUCUUAUUUUAGUAGUGAGUUGAUAAGCAUAUUUUGUUUUGUACAAACAAAAACGAAUAAAUUGUUUAUAGUCUAAC
This is a messenger RNA of Culex pipiens pallens (northern house mosquito), 915 nucleotides long. RefSeq lists its product as uncharacterized. The record is from RefSeq and is a predicted model, not a curated record. The coding region runs from base 138 to 584 and encodes 148 amino acids. The transcript is spliced from 3 exons. NCBI's taxonomy places the organism in Eukaryota, Metazoa, Arthropoda, Insecta, Diptera, Culicidae.